Messenger RNA from Plenodomus lingam JN3, 1992 nucleotides. RefSeq lists its product as uncharacterized. Gene Ontology annotation, molecular function: single-stranded DNA binding. The record is from RefSeq and is a predicted model, not a curated record. Gene Ontology annotation, cellular component: RNA polymerase III complex. Gene Ontology annotation, biological process: DNA-templated transcription. Lineage: Eukaryota; Fungi; Ascomycota; Dothideomycetes; Pleosporales; Leptosphaeriaceae.
AUGUCUCACACUCAGCGCGAAACUCCGGUUCUUGCCGAGCUCUGCACCCACUUGGUCGAGGACGUCUAUGGUGAAUUGGCAGCGCGGGUAUACUCGAUCCUCGCCCGCCAUGGUCGCCAAACGCUGGCAGCAAUCGCCCGCGCCUCCUACCUCACUGGCCGCCAAAUCAAAUACGGCCUCGUCAUUCUCCUCCAGCAACACCUCGUCUUCCACUCUGGCGACCAUACGCCCGUGACCUACUAUGAGAUUGACUGGCAGAACUCGUACAGCAUCGUGCGCUUCGGCAAGGUCACUAAGCUCGUCGAGGAUCGCUUUGGCAAAAAGGCCGCCAACGUCAUGUCCAACCUCCUCGCGCUCGGCCACACCCGCAUCGCAGACCUGAAAGAGGCAUAUUUCCCAUCAGAGACGGACAGUGGCGAUGAGUCGGACAGCGGCAUAGUGAAUGGAGCUGGCAACAAGCGAAAACGGACGAACGGCACACAAAGCAACGGUGCAGUCACCAGUGCAAAUGGCACGGCCAACGGUGCGUCUUCUCAAUCAGACGGCGUGAACGGCGCAGCCCGUGUCAACGGCACAGCCCAUGACGACGAAAACAAAGACGAUGAAAUCAAAUCAGCCGAUGAACUCUACGACGUCAUCAGAGAAUUGAUCGAGCGUGGAUGGGUCAAGACUGUCACUGAUCUACAAUACCUCUCUCCGGGUGAUGUACACGACUGGGUCACACAAGAGGUCCUCGAGCAAGAGUAUAAAGGCAUACAACCAACGGGCAUCAAAGAAAAAGACAGAAUGCUUCGAUUCAUUCUGCAGCGCAAGCGAGAGAUGCGGGACGCGUGGUUGACGGCGCCUAAAUUCUCUCGUUCCCAGUCCAACGGCACAGAUUACGGCAGCAGCAACAAACGGGUAAAGAUCAAUGGAAGCAACGGUUGGACGGCAGGUGGUGCCCAAUCGAAUGAAGACAGCCUUGUCGUCCGCGUCAACCCCGACAAAAUCGCCGUUGCCAUGCGCACCGAACAGCUCGUACGGCUGGUCGAGCAACGCUCUGGAUACGUGACCGCGCGCAUCUACGAGACCAUGCUGCGAAUGGUAGAAGCUCACACACCAUGCUGCUAUGAGGAGUUUGUAGAUCCUCCCUUGCCAGGCGGUCAACAGCCCGAAGAAAUUGCCCGUGACCCUCAUACGCUCGUAACCGCGCGCGAUGUCGCAAAACAUCUCAGCAAAGAAGUCGACGUCUGUGAAGGCCUGGACCCCAAUGCGGUUGUAUUAAUCACUCACAAAGGGCACGUACGCAGCUCCAACAUUCUCAGCCAGCCCAUAGAUCCCACCAAGCUCACCCUAGACGAAAAGACACGACUAGUGGACAAGCAUAUUAUGCUCCUAUCUGAUGACCCAUUUCACUUCGUCACGUGGCAUUCACGCGCUGGCUUCUCGCAAUGGCACAUUGAGUUCAACGAGAUUGCCAAGCAACUCAUCCAAACCGAAGUCGAAAACACCAUAUACGCGAGAAAAGGCAAGCUUGGCGUCAAGCUGAUCCGCGCAUUGCGCAAGAAAGGCAGGCUGGACGAACGCGCCACCUGCAACACCAUGAUGAUGUCCGCAACCGACAUUCGCGGCAUCAUCAACGACCUCACUGUCCAAGGCUUCGUACAGACUCAAGAGAUUCCCAAAGUCGAACGCAGAGAGGCAAAACACUCACUGCAUCUCGUCUGGUAUGAUCGCCAACGCGCUCGCGAGAAACUCCUACAUGAUACGUACAAGGGCAUGGUUCGCAUACUGCAGCGCAUCGCUUUCGAACGCGAUAAAGUCCAGCCCCUGCUUACCAAGGCUGAGCGCUCCGACGUGGUUGGCAACGAGGAGAAGUGGCUUAGCAAAGCCGAGCUCGGUGCCCUGAAGAAGUGGAGGGAGGUGCAGGAGAAGCUGCUGUUGCAGUUGUUCAGGGAAGAUGAUCUCGUGGCCACGUUGCGCGAUUUCUACGGUCCGCUCGCCUCUACUUGA